AUGAUAAGUUCGGAAGAAUUAUUGGCAACAAAUGCCUCUAGUAAUAACAAUAGUAUUACUUCUGUUACCAUGGCUGCUGUUUCUGGUUCAUCCGAGUCGUCAUCAAGAAAGAAAAAGUCUUCAUCAAACUCUUCGGAAAAGAUUGUUAGGAAUAAGAAGGUUGAAUGUGGUUUUAAUAUGAUUUUUAAUUGUUAUACAUUUCCUGAACCGAUCAAUGCAUCAAGUGCUAAUAUUGAAAAGAUUUAUCAGCUUGUGAGAGAAAGGCUAAAGAAUGAAAUUGUAGAGACUGGUAAAUUGAGAGAGGAAAAUAUUAUUGAAAAUGCAAAGAAUUCAAAGUUUGCUAUGGAGACUGAUGUUGAUCAGGAAUCAUUUGAUACCAAGAUAUUGAAACAUAGAAAAACUAUUCGUUACAAAAUUACAGAGGAAUUACAAUCUAAAUUGUAUUAUGGAGUUGAUGAGCCACAUCAAUCGAUUUUUGCUUACAUUUUUGAAUUGCAUGAUCCAUUUAAACUUCACAUUUACACCACUGAGAAUAUGAAAGGAAAAAAGAGUAGAAAUAUUAUCAAAUUUGACAUUUACAAAAAGGUCAAGAUUGCCUCCUUAAUUACGACCUUCACACUUGGAUUGAUUAUUUUGGAAACAAAUAUUUCAAGUACAAGUGAAAAGAUGGCAACUGUACACAUACUUAAUGGAACACAUGUUUUUGACAAAAUGAUGGACAAUGAAAAAAAGAGAAGAGAUCCCAGUUAUUAUGAGGAAGAAAGAAAAAAGGCAAAACUGGAAAGGCAAGCCAGUGAUUCCAAUUUCGAUGAUGAGGAAGAAUCUGUGGGAGAACCAGUUGAAGAAGCAUUACUUCGAGAAACUGUUAAGGAUCUUAUCACUUCCAACAAAUUUACAAGUGUUUCACUCUAUUUGCGUGAUUUGUUGACUAGUAUUGCUAGUGAGCAGGAUGUUGACAAGAUAUUGUCAAAAAUUCCAGAAGCAGAAAAGAAGGAUUUUAUUUCUCUCCUCUCCAAAGUGGCCUCAAAUGCCACUCUACCUUUAAUGAAUUAUUCUCUGGAUUCCUCUACAGCAACUUUUACAACGGCAAGUACGAUAAGUACCAACCAGCAGCACCAGAGUAGUAUUGCAACUGAUAUGCUGGACGAAAUGAAUGACAAUCCGUCAGGUGUUAAUCUACUAAAUAAUUAUUUUGAUUAA
Naegleria gruberi is the source of this 1200-nucleotide messenger RNA. RefSeq lists its product as uncharacterized. The coding region runs from base 1 to 1200 and encodes 399 amino acids. NCBI's taxonomy places the organism in Eukaryota, Heterolobosea, Eutetramitea, Acrasida, Naegleriidae. The transcript has a single exon. The record is from RefSeq and is a predicted model, not a curated record.